Sinocyclocheilus anshuiensis is the source of this 2641-nucleotide messenger RNA. Its product is annotated as F-box only protein 22-like. Gene Ontology annotation, biological process: protein polyubiquitination; positive regulation of proteasomal ubiquitin-dependent protein catabolic process; regulation of skeletal muscle fiber development. Gene Ontology annotation, molecular function: protein binding. The record is from RefSeq and is a predicted model, not a curated record. The transcript has 7 exons. The coding region runs from base 75 to 1241 and encodes 388 amino acids. Lineage: Eukaryota; Metazoa; Chordata; Actinopteri; Cypriniformes; Cyprinidae.
UGUGAGACUUUUAAGCAACUUCCGGUUCCGCCUCUGUGUGGUGGGUCAAAUGUGAGAAGAGAAUCCGUGUGAAAAUGGAAGGGGAUGCAGCUUCUCCAAACAUAUUGGGGGAAAGUAAAGCUGGAUAUAUCCUGAGUAAUGUUGCCGAGGUCGUGGAGAGGAUUUUGACAUUUGUGCCGACUAAAAAUCUCCUCCGGAUAGCAAGUGUGUGUAGGCUAUGGAGGAAUUGUGCACGCAGAGUCUUGAGGACACAGCAGAGACUGACCUGGCUCUCUGCCUCUGGCUCAUCCAUAUACGAGGAGCAUGUUUUGCUUAAAACUAUGGCAGAAGACUUGGAGAAGGUCUAUCUACUGCCCCAGACAGCUCUCCUAAUGGUGAAUGGAGAAAACUUCAAUUGGCCUUUUAGUUACAGACAGAAAAAGGCCAGGAAGUGUGAGAAUGAAGUGGCGUCUGAUCCUGUCGAGAAGCUGAGACGCUUACUGCCUAGCACUUGUGAUGUAGUAGGAAUUGUUGCAUCAGGAAUUGUUGUGACCCCCAGUGGUUCACCCAGCAGCCCCCCAGAAGAGCACGAAGAGGGUGAAGCUGGCUUCAGUCUGCUUUUCCCUGCCAUGGAUGGGGUCACCAUCCGGCCUUUUCACUUCUGCAAAAAGAGCCUCAGUGAAUCGGCAAUGGAGGAAGCAGGGUUGAUUAAUAACCCUGAUCUAAAGGUGGUGCUAAUGUUUGACUACGAGACCUGGAAAGCUGGAGGGGGGUGCUUUCUUAACAAGCUGCUGGAACCUCUUUCUCAAAAUAAUGUACUUAUUGUUGGAGGACAAGUUGAGAGGGCCUUUUCCAAUAACACAACCUGCUGUUCUCUAGGCUCUUUUGGUGCAGUAGGACUGACCUUCAGUGGCUCCAAGAUCCAGGGUGCCUCAGUGCUGGUGGACCAGGAUGUAAGCAGCCCAAAAGCAGCAGAGGCCACUAUCCAGCGGCUGAAGGCUGCUAAUAUCCCAGAGAGAAACACCAUGGGCUUCAUGUUUGCCUGUGUGGGUCGCGGCCACAAAAGCUAUAAUAGCCAGCGCAACGUGGAGGCCACUGCUUUCCGCAAGAUCUUCUCCAACAUUCCGCUCUUGGGAUUCUUUGGCAAUGGGGAGAUCGGCUGCGACCGUAUUGUCAAAGAGAGCUACACAUUGAGCGAGACAGAUUCUGAUGGACUACAGCACUCUUUUACUACAGUCAUGAGUCUGGUGCAUUUUGGCUAACACGAACUCAAAACUGAGACUGCAAAUGUCUAGGAAUCCCCUUAUUAACUUGAUCUUUGAAGACAGACACCAGCUGCUUGUUUAAGUUAACAGAGCAGGUCUGAUGGUGAUCAGGUAUAAUUCUCCUAGGUUCUUUCCUUUUGACUUUUUUUCCUUAAAUCAGGAUGUCAGGAGGAUAUUUGACAUCAAAAAACAUUUAGGGACUUGAACUCUGCCUGCAGGUACAAUUUUGAGAGCAAGCUAAUUCUGAUGUCUGAAAACACUGAAGUGUCCUCUUACACCUUGUUUGGGAAGGUCAUUACUUAUAGAACGGUUCUGAAGAAAGAUUAGGAUUUAGUUUGAAUGGCAUGGUGCUAAACCUUGACCUUUGACUUUGACCUUUUUUUUUUUUUUUUAUGUGUAGAGCAGAACUGAAAUCUGUCAAACGAUCAGGCCUUAUAUACAAAUAGUUUGAAAAAUUCAGGCACUUUUUAGCUAAUUGUGAUGGAAUGGCUAAUGAUAUAGCCGUUCAUCAACCUUGGUACGGCUUAUGGGCCUUUGGCGGGAAUUCCACUAUCUUCACUUCUGAUUUUACACAUAAAUAUGUGCUCCAGAUUGAUUGCUGACCUAGAUUGACUGUCCAAAUUGUCAUGUCCAGUAGCAAGUGCUACAAAACUGCAGGAAGAGUAUUCACAACGAAAGAAAGAAAGAAAAAAAGAAAGAAUAGCUGUUAGCUAUUUAGCGCAACAACUGACUUGCUAGCAGUUCUUAGUGUCUGUAUUGGAAUAAUAAAGGAUAGAAGUGGAAAAAGUGGAAUUUCUUUGUAAUAUUUCAGUGUAUUUACGCUGCCUGUCCCAAUCAAAAUCCUGUAAAAAUCCAGUUUCAGGGUAAUCCUCUAUUUCUGUAUUCAUCAGUUCAGUUGAGUUUUUAAAGGUUAAUCAUUUAUUCUGUGCACUAGCUAAAUAACACAUUGUGUUGUCCACAGAUAAGUGAAGUUUCAAAGGGCUAUUUGCCUGCAUUGUGGAGAUAUACAGUAUAUUUGCUGCAGUAUUUAGAAGGUUGAUUUAAACUGUUGUUGCCAAAUAUUUUUUCCCAACUUUCUUAAGAUCAUAUAGAUAAUACUUGGCUUUGCAUUAAGGAAAGUAAGUUUUACUACUGUCAUGUUUUUUUUUAUGACGGUGUAUUGUUUUUUCUUCAUCUGCACCUGCUGCUGAGUCGUGCAGUUAUUGGCCCAUUAUGUCUGCAUGUAUAUAAUAAAAUCAAUGAUGUCACUAACUGUUGGUUAGUGUGAUGCAGUCCAUACCCGUUUUUUAGUAAGGUGUACAUGCGCAGAAGUAAACUACCGGUAUAUGACAUGGAAAAUGUAACUUUUGUGUUCCUAUUUAUUCCAACAGCAAAAUAAAAAAUCAACUAGGCCUAUU